AUGGAGCGACGAUCCCGGAGGGCACAGUCAAAGGCUGCAGAGUCACUGUCCAGUCAAAGUGCACCCUUGCAGCCUUUGCUUGCCAAUGCUUCCGAGCUCACGGCUGCGCCCAAGAACGAAGAUGCAGAGUACUGGGAGGUGGAGCUUAUUAGGGCCAAUGCAUCAGUUCUGGAAAUCCUUGAAGAGGCGCCGCUCUAUUCAGCAGCGCGCUCCAAAGCAGCUGCUCUGUUCGAUCGGCUAAGUGACAACACCACCUUGGGCCUGAGCUAUGCAAGGAUUCUCAAAUUUAUGCAGACUUCGUGGGAAGGUCCGUUGAAACUCCCAUCGCAGACGCAGAUGGAGUUGCACAACAACCUCGCAGCCUUCGUUAUCCUGUCAGACCGUGACAGGGAUGGCUUGCUGUCGGUGAAUGAAUUCAUAGAAUACGCCGCCACGGUGAUCAAGGUGUCCAAGCGGGAUGUGCAUGCGUGGCAUGUUGAGGCGGCCCUUCGCCGAAGCUAUGGUGUUGUGAGCAGUUUUUUCCAAAACUUGACGAAUUAUUCCUUUGACCCCGUGGGCAAAGCGGGCGGUGCAGUGAACCGGUGGGUACAGCGGCCGACAUGGCAACUCACACUGCCAUUUCUUCUCAGUGCGCUCAGCAAAGUCGGGAAGGCACUGCUGGAAGUGUCGGACAGCAUUGACAUGCUGAGCAGGGAUGUAAGGUUCAGCUGCGGUCUCCUGGCCAAAGUCUGCCAGGGACGAGACUUACACGAGUGGGAGAACUACUUACUUCGACGUUUCUUUAGUGAUGUCAUCGCUCUGGUUCCUUCCACGGCGAUCUGCGCUCUACCUUUGCCGUUGCCGGUGCACGUUUGCCUCUUUCUGGUGAUCAAGUCCUCGGCCCCGGCGCUUUUGCCGUCCCCGUUCUACCCUUCGAGGCUCCAGCUCCUCGCUGCGAGGCGCGAGCUGCGCCAGGACCCGGACUUCAAGGACUGGACGCUCUACGGCGAGGAACCUUCUGAGGAGCUCGACGCUGCGGUCCUCGAGAUCUUCGAAGCUCCACCAGAUUCUGCGACGGCGCAGUCGGGCAUUCGAAAGCUCUUCGAGGAUCUGGAUGCAUCUGCAGGUGGCAAUGUCUCGCACAGCAGUGUGCUGAGCAUUGUGCAAGCUAUUUGGAGCGGACGGCUGAACCUUGCGAAGAAGAACAUGGAGGAUUUUCGCAUGGAUGCGUCGACGCUUCUGGUUGCUGUAGACCGCCGCCGUGAAGGUUGCCUCACGCUCGGCGAAUUCACCGAAUACAUCGAAACGUUGGUUGAAGUUGCCAACAACUACAAGGCCAGCGCUCUUCGUGCCGACAAUAAAGUGACGAGAUUCGCACGCGACGUCUCUGACAGCGCGUUUACACUACUGCGCGAUCUGCGGUAUGGCGUGCAUCUGCUGAAGAAGCUCGCGUUCAGACACAAGCUCUCCAACAUGGAGCGCGCGAUACUAAAGCGGACUUUCAAAGACUUGUCUGCGUGCUUGCCGUACUGCGCCAUCGCUCUGACCAAGUGCACUUAUGGGCAGAAGAUGCUCAUGGGCAUGUUGCUCUAUUCAAACGCGCCUUAUUCGCUCUUCCCGACCUCAUUAAGAAAGCCGCGGCGAAGGUUUGCCCGCGCUUGGGCGGCCAUUGCAGCCAAACAGCGGCGGCGAGCCUACCAGGGCUGGCAGCGGCUAGAAGACCGACAGCGACAGCUCGGAAAAGGAGGUACUUUCAAAUCGGAGCAGAAGGCACUCACGCUGAAGAAGCUGGAACGAGAGCCGGAGAAGCUUUUCGAGCAAUUUGACGAAGGCAGUGGAACUCUAACGUAUGGAGAAGUGUUUUCCAUUCUUUGGCCACUCUGGGAAGAGGUCAGUCGCAAAAGCAGCGAGCCUUUCUUAGACGCAUUGGGGCUCGUCCUUCAGAUAGCUUCUGACAGAGAUGGUGCUGUCACCAAGCCCGAGUUCGUCGAGUUCGUGCAAACACUCACUGCUUACACCAACUCUACGCGCUUUGAGGAGGAUCUGGCAAAGCCCGCUGUUGCGAUCGGGCCCAUCUGCCGCUACGCCGCUGCGAUCGCGCGCAAGGAAGUACGGGAGGUUGUGGACAGUGUCUCCAUGAUCAGUCAGGACGUCGUAUAUUCAGGAGCUUUGCUGCAAAGCCUGCAGAACAAGGAAAGCAAGCGACGCAAGUUUCUGGGCUUCUCCAAGGUUGAGUGCGACGUCCUGCGCCGCACGGCGAAGGACAUUUUUCUGUUCAUUCCGAUUGGCCUCAUCAUCGUCGCGCCUUUGACCCCUGUCGGAACCGCGAUCGUCAUCGCUAUCUUCAAGCGAUUAGCGCCCGCCUUGGUACCCUCGUCUUUCCGUCGGCCGCGCUUGACACUUCUGCAAGCCCUGCGCUGGUCGAGGAAGUCGGCGGCUGCUCAGGAUGCUUAUGGCAAGAUGGAUCCCUUCACCGUCGUAUCUUUCAUCGAGAGCGAUGGAGCCCGGAAAGAGAUUUCACGGACACGCACAGACUGGAAUGCUGACAUGCAUCCACACUGGGAUCAUACUUGCCGAGGGCAGCCUUUCAAAAUGGGCUCAGCAGCCACUGUGGAGUUCCAGGUCAUGGAAGGCAACGUGAUCGGUCGCCCGACCUUCUGCGGCGCUGCGCAGGUGUCGGUAGAAGCGUUGCUGGGCGACCCUACGGCUUCAGAAUCGCUUUGUGCCUCCAAAUCUGGUGGAUCGCUGACUGGUCCUGUGAUGGAUCUAGAGCUACGGCUACCUUCGCAAGAGGUGACAGGACGGGUUUUCGUCCAGGCCUUGCUAGUGAGCAGGCAACCCGGCGAUGCCCAGGCUGGGCUCCACUUAACGCGCGUGGAUCCCAACCGCUUCGAUGCCAAAGUCGAGAGACUUGGAGUCUCCGGUGGCAGCGCGGCGUUCUUCAGGUUGUGCCUGAAAGAACCCACUGCUGCACGGCCCGUGGACUAUUUCAUUGGCAAGGACUUGAGCCAUGCGGAGGAUGAGGUGAAUUUCUAUGAGGAGGCUCUGAGUCUUCGACACGGAAGCGGCUUGGAGCCACUUCUUGGCUACACGCUGGAAUAUGCUGGAGUUCUCAGCUGCACGGAGGAGCUCACGCCGUCGGAAGAGAAGCGAAAUGAGCUCCUAGUCAUGCGGAAUCUGCGGUGUGGAUGCUCCAAGCUGCGGCUUCUGGAUAUAAAGAUCGGCCAAAAAACAGCGCAGGCUGGCUGGCAAGGAAAGUCCCGGGCUGCUGCGUUGCGUCAAAGUCUGGUGGAUGGCAUUACCAACUCCAGUUGCGAGGGCUUUCGACUAGAGGGCUUCGAUGGGCGACCGCCUGCGUUGGAAUCAAUGGACCCCUUGCUUGACAUUGGGAUGACUGGCAAUGCCAAAAUGGCGAAGAAGGCCCUUCGAGUGAUGCUCCAGCGAAUGACAGCAGCUGAAAUGCUGGUGCAUUUUUGGGAUGUGCACCAGGAGCCAGUUGACAUCGACGAUGCCAGUUUGGAUCAUCAGCUGUGCACGACCGAGGUUGCCGAGUUGGUGGCCCACGAAGUAGUUCGUCAGCUUGCCGGACUGUCUGUCGCGUGCAGGCGAUCACCAGUGCCACAGAAGUGGAUCGGUAGCUCUGUUGGCCUCGGCUUCGACUGCGGCCGCUUGCCUUCUCGGUCCGCCGGGGAAGAGGAAGUCCGAAAGUCAACACAAGUCCACACAUUUGACUGGGGACGUUCUGAACUCAACACCAUGGACAAGCACAUGCUUCUGAGUGAGAAGGACCAGCAUGACAGAGGUGAGUUCUGGAGAUAUUACAUGGGCGGCGUUGAUCGACUCGCUUGGGAAGCAGCAAGAGCUUACAAGCACAGGUUCAGCUGCACCACGAGGUGGUCCAUCAUCACUUUCAAGCUCUGCGACUUUGACUCAAUGUCUGAGAACGAUUUCAUUGGCAGACUGACGGUGCCGGUUGAGGAAACUCCAGAGACAACUGCAGAUCUGAGCACAAAGGACGGCAACCAUGUGGUUGGAGAUUAUGGCUUCCGUGGCUCAGCGACUCUGACUUACGCGAUAACCUGGAGGCCAUAUCCUCGAAAGUCCAGGCUGAUCGGUUCUUGGAGAGUGCAUCUCAAACGAGCGCAGCAUCUCCCAAGGCAGGACAAGAUGCAGCUGAGGACCACUUCGGACCCAAUGUGCGAAAUCACUGCCUGUGCCGAGACUGCCACAGGGCUGCUGUGCCAUCGCCAAGUCAGCAGUGUCAAGGUUCGGAACUUGGAUCCAGAAUGGGAGGAGUUUUUCGACUUGCCGAUCGCAGCUGAGCCUGACAACCUGGAAGCAGCAUUGGAGGCUGCAGCUGCCGGUUUGGCUUCGGGAUCAGUUGUCGACAUUUUCCCGCCAGAAAAGAUGCCGCUCUGGCAGAAGGAGGGGCUCGUCCCUCGUCUCUCUGGAUCCAAGACUCCAUCAAGGUGGUCUUCUUGGACGGAAGCCAAUUCAGACACCGAAGCCUUGGAGAAAGGGAUUGACAGCUGGAGGUCGCGCUUGGACGUCGCCAGUGCAACUGUAGACGUCACACCCAGCCAACGAUCGGCAGAGCCGAUCGAGGAGGAUGCAAUGCGGGCAGUGCAGCGUCAGGUUACGCUGGAAACCGCACAGACUAUGCAGACCCAGCUGGAAGAAGAGGACAAGAAGUGGGUGGUCAGGAUCAUCUCGGAGGAGGAGCGUGAGCGACAGCAGUCUGGCCGGGUCAUCGUGCCUCAGGCUUCAGAUGAGGACGUAGGCAUGGGAACUCGGCUCGAGGUGGUACGGCGAAAUGAUGCCUGCAGCUACAUCACUGAAUUGAAACCCGAUGCAUUGCACAGAGACGUGUUUGAAGCCCAAGACACUCAGCCAAUGUGUUGGAGCUUCUCGAGUUGUGCCACGUGCUUGACGUGA
This is a messenger RNA of Symbiodinium sp. CCMP2592, 4914 nucleotides long. Lineage: Eukaryota; Dinophyceae; Suessiales; Symbiodiniaceae. The record is from the annotation of a GenBank genome assembly.